Pseudoliparis swirei is the source of this 652-nucleotide messenger RNA. RefSeq names its product guanylate cyclase activator 1C (gene guca1c). Gene Ontology annotation, molecular function: calcium ion binding; calcium sensitive guanylate cyclase activator activity. Bases 83 to 652 code for a protein of 189 amino acids. The record is from RefSeq and is a predicted model, not a curated record. Lineage: Eukaryota; Metazoa; Chordata; Actinopteri; Perciformes; Liparidae. The transcript has 5 exons.
AGGAACAUUGCCAUCUCUGGCCUCGACCUCCCCACUGGCUCUCUGCAAGCCUCUGCUCCAAAUCAAAACCUCUUGAGGAAGAAUGGGCGCCUACAACUCAAACCUUGAUGAUAUCAUGGAGGACAUGCACCACUGGUACACCAAAUUCAUGAAGGAGUCUCCUUCGGGACUCAUAACGCUCUUUGAGCUCAAGACAAUGCUGGAAAUGAACGGUAUGACAGACGAGGCCAGCAGCUAUGUGGACCAGGUCUUCUUCACCUUUGACAUGGAUGGGGAUGGCUACAUGGACUUUGUGGAAUACAUUGCAGCAAUAAGUUUGUUACUGAAAGGAGAAAUUAACCAGAAACAAAAGUGGUACUUCAAGCUCUUUGAUCAAGAUGGAAAUGGGAAAAUUGACAAGGAGGAAAUGGAGACCAUAUUCAAGGCCAUUCAAGAUAUCACCAGAAGUUACGAAGUGCAUCCAGAAGAUAUUGUGUCUAUUGUAUAUGAGAAGAUUGAUAUCCACGGAGAAGGUAAGGGAUAUUUAAUUAGCUACCAGUCCUCUAUUCCUGCGAGUUCCAUGGUACACAUCCUCGUUGCCAGAAGAUCGCCCCCUGGGUACACAUCCUCGUUGCCAGAAGACCGCCCCCUGGUGGGAGGAAAAAAGAAUUAA